UUCCAGGGAAUCGAACGGGAGAGAAAAAUGGCCGGAGAAAUGGAAGAUCCUGUGGCAUUUUUGCGAGUUUCGGACAAACUCGCACGUUUAGAGGAGAGUAAGUCUUUCGAGAGUAAGAAGUGGGUUUGGAUUCAGGACAAAAAGGAAUGUUUCAAGGCAGCAGAAGUUAAAAGUUCCAAAGGGGAUAUUUACGUCGUGGAGACCAACGAUGGACAGGUAUUACUGCAAUAAGCUGCUUUUAAUAGCGCAAAAUGUACAGCAGAUUUACAAGAUCUCUAUGCAGAUCACAGGAGCACCUAUGAAUUAUUACAACCAAAUUAUAAUACUCGAUUACCAACAAUGAACUUUCUGUUUUAAGAGACUCUGUUGACUUCGGCACUAAGUAUAAUACUAAAAAUGGAAUUUUUUUCGGUAGGAACUGGAAGUGAAUAAGAAUGACACAGAACAAAUGAAUCCGCCGAAAUUCGAAAAGGCCGAGGACAUGGCCAACUUGACAUAUCUCAACGAAGCCAGCGUCCUACACAACCUCAAGCAGCGAUAUUUUGCAGGGCUGAUAUACGUAAGUACUCUGCUGCCGGCACUUGAAUUUUCUAAACACUAAAAUUAGUUUGGGAUGCCAUUUUGAGAAGAUUACUGUUAUACUGAAUGCUUACUUUAGGAUUAUCUUUUCGUAUUGCCGUGUAGCAUCGAACAUCCGUGAGUUGUAAAUGUGAAACCGGAGUAAUCAUGAAUAUUUAUUUUUGUACAUUCCUUUGUGUGCAGUUAAAGGGGUUUUCUCUGGCUUUCAUGUAGGCCUAUCUGGUGGAUAUUAUCUCUUGCUAGCUACUUUUCUCGCCAUUGCUGGCGUGAAAGAGAGAUUGUAUACAGUCGCUAUGUCAACAGAGAUUUGAGUUGUGUGAAAAUGCUACUUCAAAGACCGACUGUCGAAUUGCAUGAAAAUCUGGGGUCGAGCGAACUAUUAAUAACAUGUCAAUUUAACUUAACGCACCAAACACGCUCCUGUCCCAGGCUUUGCGUGCUAUGAAACAAUAACCAUUAACUAUGAAAUCAACACUGGUUACAAAUGACAUGAAAAUAUCGUUUGGGAUAUCUGCGUGUCUGCACAGUUGAGUUUUGGACUGAAAAACAAACGACAGGGCUUUGUUUGCAACAACAAUAAUGUCAUAUUGGGUUAACUACCGGGAGACAUAAGACAAGAAUAAUGUACGGUUUCGUGCCGGCGUUUUGUUAAUUUGCGAGAUGGGUGUGAAUUUAUCUCCAGAACCGAUUUCUGUUGCAAGCGUAGGGUUUAAUUUGCAAUCCUCGAAGUUUUCAUCCGUUAAAUUGAGAAAUAAAUGAGCAUUCUUAUUACUACUUUCAGAAUCGACUUUCAGAUGGUGUGUCGUUUACUUCAUAAGAGUAGAAAGUCUUUAAGCAGCGUCCGUUCGUGACAUCCACAAAGAUGGCUUUUAAACACGUUUGAAAACACAGUUAGGGGUGAUAGCAUCCUGUUCUAAAAUAAAACGGACCAUCAACGGCGAUUUUGUGUUUGUAAAUGAAAAUCUCCACACUUAAUGGUACUCAUUGUACUCUUCUGUUAUUAUUUAAUAUAGACUCCCGUGCUAAGAUGAUCAAGAACACCGCCCUCUUGCAUGAUUAAAUCUGUUUUGAAAGUCAACUCUUUUGAAGUGCAUGUUUACGGGUCUUAAAAAUUUAACCUCCUUAACUUUCCAAUGUUUCCACGCAGCCAGUUUCCAAGAAAUAAUAACACAUGUAAUGUUUUUCAUUUAAUGAAACUGUCUACUACCUUGAAACUAUUCAAACCUCUUAUCUGAAAUUGACCUGUUCGACCCCAGCUUUCUUGUUCAGUGGCCUGAGGGGUGAAUAUUUUCACCAUAUAUGGACAAGGGUGGGAUGUGAGUUUGUUAAAGACAUACUCCCUUUUCAGAGUUAAACAGUUAGAACCCUAAAAAUUGUCAAAGCUGUUGGGAAUAACUUUAAAAGAAAGCAUUUAUUUAACUUAUUUUCCUCCUAUUUUAAUGACAUUGGUGCUUUAGAGCAUGUCUGAAAAUUUGCCGCACUCCUAGUUUUGCUCAUUCUUGCUUAAACUUAUAGCAGAUUUCUUUCUUUAUCCAUUGCUGAACAAUAAUGUGAUACUCAUCUAACAGGAAACUCAGAGAAUGUUCUCUAUGAACGUGACACUUGACUUAAAGAGACGUUUAACCUCUCACAGAGAUGAAACUCAAACUAACCUCACAAGUUUGCAAUGACUACAGCUCAGACCUAUUUCCACCUAAACAUAUUGUAGUCCCUUUACAAUAGCUUUGUGGAUGUGUAACAUUUAAAUACAAGCUUUAUUGAGUGCUAUCAACAAAGAAACAUGCCUGCAAUUUUCACAAGCUAUUUUUAACCAUUUCUUCACCAAAGUAUAUCAUAUGCAUGACAAAAUAUAUUUCCUUUGAUCUUUAAUUGCCGUUAUUGAAUCUUUAUAAUUUUUUAUUAAUUAAUUUACCAAGCAAGAGAUGAUUUUGCAUGAUAAACUUUUUAACAGACAUAUUGUUGACAGCACUUUUAUAAGGUUUCGAAUAUUUAUAAACCUUGAGGCUGUCUUAAAUUUUUAAAAUAAGUAGUAAAUCAUCCUAAAUAUUAUAUGGUAAACAACAUGCAUGUGUACAGUAAGAGUCUGAGUAACAAUGAUAAUCCUUUGAAUGGCAAAAUGUGUUAAAAGAAAAUUCCAGAUUUACUCAAUACGAGUUUUAAGAAGUCCUGAAGAUGUUUAAUUUGAAUGCUCGCAACAUACAUGUAUGAUUUUUUAGAGUUGAUUAAUUGGUCUGUUUAAUAGAUAAAAUUUUUCAUAAGUUUCAAGUUCGCAAAUUUUUCCACGUACAGUUUCAUUUUACAGUGUAAAUGACCUUUAAUAGCUUAAUUAAAACCAUUUGCAUUGUGCGAGGUGCUGAGUUGUGUCCGAUCACCAAAGCAAUUUUCUGAUAUAAAUCUGACUAUUAAGUUCAGACACCAAAGAAACAGUUGACCUCAUUACACAAGUCUUGUACCCCACAUUUCUGAUCUCCUGAUACGUGUUUUCUCAUUCAAAGCCAUUAAAUUCUCUAUUUAUUAUUGUACCUUUUCUGUAGACAUACUCUGGUUUGUUCUGUGUGGCCAUCAAUCCUUAUCGCAGACUUCCCAUUUACACAGAGAAGAUUGUGUUUGCAUACAGAGGAAAACGCCGCCCAGAAAUGCCUCCCCAUAUCUUCUCAAUUUGUGACAAUGCAUAUCAUGAUAUGUUGCAAGAUCGUGAAAAUCAGUCCAUGUUGAUCACGUAAGUAAAGACUAAAACGAACCACCAUCUUCAAACAGAUAGGAUAUGUUCAAUGUGAUGAUACAUGAAGUAGUUACUGUGACCGUGUAUAAUCCAGGUGUUAUUACAUAAAGUAAUCAGGUGCAUUGGUACAUUUUGGUAAGUGUAGCUCACGAGUCAAGCCAACAUAAUAGUCUCACUUUAAUAUGUCUCGAGCUUACUCAGCUACUUUCCCUACUUAAGGUGUUAUCUAUGUUCUAGGUUAAACCAGUACCAACCUAGUUUGAUUAAGGAUAAUCUGGUUUAACCAGCCAGUGGAUUUUACUUCAACAGCUACCCAACAGAGAUGAAAACAAACAAAACAGUUUGAGUUGGUAUUUCAUUCCAGAAGUAAGCUUAAGCCUUUUUAUUAGUGUCAUCCCCCUGUUAGUCCCUCAAAAGAGUCGUAAACAAUGUUUUCAUUUUGGUUUUAGUGGAGAGUCUGGUGCAGGAAAGACAGAGAACACCAAGAAGGUUAUUCAAUAUUUGGCACAUGUGUCUGGCCAGACAAAACCUGGGGAUCAUAAGCAAGAGGUAAAUAAAUAAACAGUUGACUUAGUAAAAAAAAACUGAGAUGGUGGCGGGGGGGGCAAGCUUAUUUUUGUGAAGCUGUGAUUGACCAUUUUUGGUGUCCGUGAAUCAUAAUGCACUGAAAAACUGUUCUGUGAAUGGUGAUUGAAAUGCACUCCAUGAAACGUGAACUGCCAAAAUCGUCUACACUGUACAUGUACAUUAAAGAUAAAUUGAAGAAAAGAAAUCGCAAAUCUGGCCAAAUGUUCUUAACAAGCAUCUGGUGGCUUAAAAAAAAUCACUUUUGAGUCUUUUCAUGUAACUUAACACUUAAGUGAGUGUGCUCAGACUGACCUACAGCUGACUUCCCUAGGGAAUUAAUAGCCACACAGAGAUCACUCAAACACAUCGCAGAGAUCAAAUGUGCUGUCUGUUUCCUGUCUCGUGAAAAAUGCAAAAUUGUUGUUUGUGAACUCGUUUCUGAGACCCCCCCUUACCCCCCUUAAAAAUGUAUGCAAUUAUUAAAUACAGUGGAACCCCGCCUUACGACCACCCCGUUUAUAAGACCACCUUGUUAUUACGGCCAUGUUCUUUCAAACCAAACGUAAAAACCAUUGAGUCAUUUUACUAUUUUGACGACCCUGUUAAUGCGACCACCUCGUUAUUACGACCAGGAUUUUAUGGCCCAACGGUGGUCGCAUUAACGGGGUUCCACUGUCCCUUUUUAUUAUUCUGACCAAAUUUCACCAGCUGAGCACAUUUUUUUACAUUCUAAUAAUUAUUGAUGUCUGCAUUUUGAGGUUACAGUAUGUUUACUCAAUUAUUUCAAUGUACUAAAGACAAUUCCAAUAAUUUUUAUUUGCACUCUAGGGAGGUACCCUUGAAGACCAGGUUGUACAAGCCAAUCCAAUUCUGGAAGCCUAUGGAAAUGCCAAGACUGUCAGGAACAACAACUCAUCAAGAUUUGUGAGUAGAGCUUCUUUUUGUACAAAAACAGAAAAACAUAACAGCCUAUACAAUAAUGGAUGUGUCAUUUCUAUAAAUGUUUUCAACUGUUUGUGUGCUCUGGCACAUCUGAGUAAAGAUGUACAUUUUCUUUGUUUACAACUUUAGGGAAAGUUCAUUCGCUGCCACUUUGGGCCACAAGGAAAGCUUGCAGGAGCUGACAUUGAAUCUUGUAAGUCUAACAUUUUGUCUGAUCAGUGCUUUAUUUGGGCUUGUAAGAAUAGUGGACAUCACUCUGUACUAAGUAGCUACAGUAUACGUAUACUUCUUACGUGUAGGAUUUCUUACACAUACAAAAAUGUGGAUCUAAAAAGACUUUGGCAGCAAAACUAAUUUAGAUCUCAUUUUAACUGUAGUAGGCAAACGAACAAAUUUUUGAAAAAAGGAACUAGUGAGAUCAUUGUCAUCAAUUUGUUUGAAAUGUCUUUUCUCUUUCAGUUUCAAAUAUUUGAUAAUAGGACUGUUAAAUUAAACAAUUCAAUUUUAAUUUUUUUACUUCAGACUUGUUGGAAAAGUCCCGCGUGGUCCACCAACUGGAGGGAGAAAGAAACUACCACAUUUUCUACCAGAUUUUGUAUGGUGCUGACAAGGCCCUGCAAGGUUUGUUGAGUUUGAAGUGAAAAGUAACAUAUUUCAUUAAGAUAUAGUGGAAUCCUAAUCUGUUUCAUGAAUCUUCAUUCCUGCGGAAACAGAAGUUAUUGGGAGGUAAGAAAAACUCACAGGUUCAAUUAUGGUGUUUAACCAUUUUGGGUCCAAAUAAUUACAAUAAAUGUAAGAGGUUUGAAAAAAUCAGAAUGCCUCUGUAGUAGAGCUUGUAAGAGCUUAGUACAUACAACAUCUUUUAAGCCAUGCCUUUUACUUUAAGAAUUGGUUAGUGUUUUAAAGUUUGUAUAUUAGUAGAGUAACAUGUGUAACAUAUAAAGACAAUGGGUUUGUCACAGCAUUGAUCAAUUUUAUUGUAUGUGUUAUCAAUGAGAGGUUUUGUGAGAAGUACACAUAAGGAUGUUUUUCCAUACUUGUCUUUUAUUUGAGAAUAUUUGCUCUUACAUUCUAGAUAGGGUUUAUUUUAUCCUUGGUACAUGCAUGUUUCUAUCUCUAAGACUAAUGGAUAAUAUUUUUCUUCAUUAACUUUUUUUUGACUUCAGAUAAACUUCUCAUUGAAUCAACCAAGUCUGGAGAUUAUGAGAUCCUCAAGAAAGGUGCUGAGAGAGCUGAUGGAAUUAAUGAUGUGGAAGAAUUCAAAAUAACAGAGGUCAGUGUUUUAUUGCAAAAAGGAAAGCAGAGACUCAAAUUUACAAGAAACUUAGGUAAUCCUAGUCUGCACCACAGAUGUGUUGUAACACUGGUUAGUAAUGUGCAUGAAGCAUUGCCGAUAUCCUUGUUCUGGGCCCGCAACGGACCCAAACUACUGGAAAUGCAAUUGAAUUUCUCUUCAACCUUACUGGCAAAUCAACAAUGGCUUUUUAACAGGCUAAUCAUGGCAUGUACUCAAAUCCUGGUUGACACAGGUGAGGACCCAGAGUAAGGUUUUUGGGGCUGUUUCUCAGACAGACUUAACCAGAAGUUUAAAUCCAUCUUUGGCACAGUCUAGGGUAAUCCAAUCCAUAAAAAUAUAUCAUCAUACAGUCAAACCUCCUGUAAAUGACCACCCAAAAUGCAAAGGCUUGGUGGUUGUCUACGGGAGGUGGUCACUCACAAGAGUCAGACCGUAAGGGCGAAAUUUUUAAUUCAACUUAGUAUGGAGUGGUAUAUUUAUUCUAAAAUUGAAUAAUGCCAAUUACUGGUAGCUUUAUUGACAAAAUCAUUAGCUAUUAUAUGUGACAGUUCAUUUACAGAAUGUGCAUGAAAAUUUGUGGUUAAAAAAGUUUUACUUGUGUACUUGACUUCUUGUACAGAAAUGUCUCUAAAACAUUUGACGAACAAAAACUUAACUUCUUAAACUGAAACCUGGAAGUCUCAUGUGUAGACAAUAAUGACAGCCAAAGAAUAAAUUCCUCUUUGUUUCAUUUUUACAAUGUACUUCACUGUUUAGUAAGACCAUGUGUCUAGUGGUCGCUUACCAGAGGUUGAAAACAAUAGAAAAUUCUAAAACUGUCAACCGAAAAAGUGGUCGCAGUCAGUUAUGGCAGGUGGCCGUUUAUGAGAGGUUCCAGUAUAAGGCUUUGACUGAAAACAUUUUUGGUGUUUUGGGAAGGUGGUCGCUAAUAUGGGAGGUGGUCGCCCACAGGAGGCGAUCGCAGGUGGAGGUUCGACUGUACUUACAGAAAAGGUUCUUAUCUUUUCUUAGGAAGCUGCGCAAACACUUGGUUUCACAAAUGAAGAGAAAAUGGGCAUGUACAAAAUCUGUGCUGCCUGCUUGCACUGGGGUAACUCAAAGUUCAAACAGAGGCCCAGAGAGGAGCAGGCUGAGGUGGCUGACCCAAAGGGUAAGAGUACAUUCAAUGGUGGCUAGUGCUGCUAUAAUAAAAUUAUUAUUCUCUGUAAAGUUACUAUUGUUAGAAACAUAAAACUAUUGUCACAUAAAUUGUCUGGCAUUGAGAGAAAACAUUUGACUACCCCAAAAGUUAUUAAUAUUGUGACCCCAAAAGCUUUUAAAUUAGUAUAACAGGUACAAACUCCAACUGGCUUAAGGCACAUGAGUUGGUUAUUUCAAGCUUCACCAAGUAGUUAACAUGGGCUGGCCUACUCAAUUAAAGUUACCUGUCUAGCGGCUUGAGCAGAAUUUAAACCUGUGGUGCUGGAAUUAAAAUAAGGAGUUCCACUUUAUCCAGAUGGGUGCCAAGGUUGUUAAGUUCUGUUUCAUUACACUGUGAUAAUGACUUGUUAUAACUCUGGGUGCAAAUAAAGUCAGUUUUACAGCUUGCCCUUGCCACAAGCUGUAGCUAGCAUACAAACCCAAAAGGCAUUUCAGCUAGCAGGAUUGAUUACAGUUCUUCUGUAAUUUGAAUUACCCUAAAAAACUUCACUUGCCUGUUGGGCAUUUUAAGAACAGAAUUCACCUGCCCGCUUGCAACCGUCACUAGCCCAGGGCAAUCCGCCAUGAACUGGGGUCAAACAAAACAAAACAAGAGAACAUUCAUUCAUAAUUGUACCAGGAUAAUCAUUAUAGUUGAUAUAGGUGUUCAUUCAUUGUGAUUAUUAUUGAAAUUAAGUUUUCUUUCAUUAAAUCUAUUAUCACCAGAGUUGGAUAAAGUGUCAUUCUUGCUGUCGAUUUCACAAACGGACUUUGGAAAGUCUCUUGUGAAGCCCAGAAUCAAAGUUGGCCGUGAAUAUGUGAACCAGGGGAGAAAUAUGCAGCAGGUAUUCUUAACAUUAGCAGUAGCUGUAAGAUACAUGUAUUAUAUGGGACACUUUAUCUAAGUCAAAGACACCUUAUGUAAGUUGAAUACACUGUACUUUAAAGCGUUACCCUUGAAAUGUCUUUAAAAAUCUCUUAACUCAGAGCAAUAUUUAUCCUAUGUUGUUGAUCUUGUGCUUAUGUAAUUUCAGGAAAGAAUUUUAAAACCACAAGUACAGCACUAUAGGUCAAACUUCUCACCUGAAUGCAUUUACAUUUGUACAAUUCUCUCUGGAGAAUAUGUAAAAAAAAUUUUGUUGCAUAACCGAAUCUCACUUUACAAGCAGUUAAAACCACAAAUGUUCAGUUUGCUUUAAGCGUUUUUCUUCUUAGUUUUGGUGUGUCUUUAACUUUUUAAGCUUGGACUACAGCGGAGUUAGUAAAGGAAAAUAGUUUCUUUUCUGUUAAGUCACUUCCUAUAAUUUCUAUAUCCAUGUGCUUGUGCUCUCUUCUUCGAAUUUUUGUCCUAUUGCUCCACUCUUGGUAAAUGCUGUAAACUUGCCAGAAACAACUAGACAUUCUCUAGUUUGUUUAAAACAACAUGCAAUAAGCGCCCUCCUUCAAAAUAAGCACACAUCCUUUUAGAUGAAAUUUGAAUAAGCACCCGGGCAUUUACUUAAGAAAAUAUUGUAAACAGUACCACUUCACAUGGCCAAAUAAUAAAUCAAAACAUGGCUAGAAUAAAGGUUUUUCUCAGUCAACAACAAUAUUAAAGUAAUAAAAUAAUGUACAUGUAAUCUAUUAUACUUUGUACUUGACUUUCAGGUGUAUUACUCCAUUGGUGCCCUCAGCAAGAGCAUUUAUGAAAGAAUGUUCCUGUGGCUUGUUGAGAGAAUCAAUCAAACACUGUUAACUAAGGACAGACGUGCCUUCUUCAUUGGCGUGCUGGACAUUGCAGGCUUUGAGAUCUUCAAGGUGAGUUACACCAACAUUGCAUGGGGAGAAAAUGUACAUUGGUAAAAAGGGUUCAAUAUUUUGUCCUUUCUCUCUGAGCCCUUUUUAUUAGGGCUAUGGGACAAAGGAAAUUAAGAAAAAACCUACAAUGUAGGUCAAAAAAAUUUAAAGUUCUGGAUUUAAUUUUGACCUAUUACAUGUAUGUUCAUGUACACUCUAGAUGUAAGAUACCAGUUUCUGUGUGUGUGUUACUGGUUAAUUAUGCUUUCAACCUUCUGUUUUAGAUGAACUCAUUUGAGCAGCUAUGUAUCAACUUGACAAAUGAGAAACUUCAGCAGUUCUUCAACCAUCACAUGUUUAUUCUGGAACAAGAGGAGUACAAACGCGAGGGCAUUGAGUGGGAGUUCAUUAACUUUGGUCUUGACUUGGUUCCAACCAUUGAGCUCAUUGAAAAGGUACAUUGUUUGCUACCCGUUUCAAAAACAUGCAAACUCUGAAGUUCAAAAGCCAACUAAUGUUUGUGUUCUUUGCUUCUGUCAAUCAUCUUUGCGGACCUCUUAGGAAACAGGCGUUUACUCUGACGAGUUCAAAAGUUCAUAGUUUGUGAUUUGUGAUUGGUGGAUUUCGAUCCAUUUUGUGUCUUUCUGUGUAUCAAGGUUCACUGCUUGUGAUCAUACAUGUACAGGCUGUAGAAGAGACAAUAGUAAAGUUAGCACCUUUUUACUUACUGAUGUGUUCAUUGUGGUUGGUGCUUUCGUUCUUAUCUGGACCGUCGCUUAGCCCUUUAAGUCCCACUAGUGACCAAGAUCGAUUUUCUCCUAACAAUAUCCAUAAACUGUCAACAGAUAAGGUUUGAGAAUUAAUAAAAUGAUCACCCAAGUAAAAAUGCCUUGAUCUUUUACCAAAUUCUCUCAACUAAUUCUUUAAGGAAAUGUAUGGAGAUUAGUUUGGAGAAUUUGUAUGUGGAUAUUGGGGCUUAAAGGGUUAACAUACAUUUUAUUACACUUUCAGCCCAUGGGUGUGUUUGCCAUUCUUGAAGAAGAGUGCAUUGUGCCAAAGGCGACAGACAUGACAUUCCUACAGAAGUUGCACAACCAACAUGAGGGCAAGCAUCCUAAAUAUACAAAGCCUAAAAUUUCUGGCAAAUCUUCCACAAACCACCACUUUGAGGUUGGUCACUAUGCUGGCACCGUUGGUUACAAUGUUGAUGGCUGGCUGGACAAGAACAAGGAUCCUAUCAAUGAGGCUGUGGCAACGUUGUUUGCAAAGUCUACUGAUGCUUUUAUUGCUCACCUCUUCAAGGACUAUGCCAGCGAGUGUAAGUUUAAGUCUUUGAGUUUUACUCCUAAAGUUGUGACCAAAUUCUUGUCUUAAUUCUCCAGUCUCAAAUAAUUUAUCAUCCUUCAAAAAACAGAGCAACAAAUAUUAAUAUACUGUUGAAGAGGUUUUUAUAUGAAUUGCCACAUGAUGGUGUUUCAUCCAUAAACCUAUGCAGGGUGGUUGUGUUUUAAGGAAAAAAUGCUAUGUAAUAUAGCUGGACAAUCACCUUGUUUGCCUGAAAAAUUGAGAAAGAUAAAUAAAUAAAUAAAAUAAUAAUGGAGACCUGAAAGAUUGUAGCUUCCUCCUUUUCAAUUUGGCUAGAAGAAUGACUGUGUCGUAAGGCAUGAAAUUACAUGGAAGUCAAUCAAGUAACAAACAUUAACACACUUUCCAAUUUGUCCAUUUCAUUUUGUUAAGGACAAAAUCAAGACAUAGGAAUACAUGUAGCCUCAGUAUGUUUCAGUUGUUUUGUCUGAGGAUGUAGCUCUUUACAGAGGCAAUUAGUGGCAAUUUACCAGCUUAUUUUUCACAUUGUGCAGUCCUUUAAUUCGACGUGUCUUUAUCCAUAGCUCAUGCAAGAGGAAAAGGUGGCAGUUUCCAGACUGUAAGCAACAAACACAAGGUAUGAUCAUUUGUUCUGGUAUGAAAUUUGUUAUUAUUUACCUUAGCAUUAGUCUCCAGUGCAGCCAUUUUGUCUCGUCACGUAAAGCAGCAUUGCAUGACAAGACAAAAAAUGGCUGCGUGGGAAACUACCUUACUUAGCAUUAAAUGGCUCCUAUUUCAAAAUGUCAUGUUUAUUCAUGUAACCAACUGAGGAAUGGCUGAGUUUGUUUCAAACAUUUCUUCCCAUAUUUUCAGUAAGACAAACCUAUAUUCAGCGGUCACCUCUAUUAAGAACACUCAACCAUAGGUCACGUGAGUGCUGUCCUCUUAAAGGAAUACCAUUACUGGGCAUGUAAGCCUUUAGUGCAAAUGCACCUGUACCUCCAGGGGUCUCCAUACUGGAAAAACAGCCCUUGCAAGUUAAUUGUACUGAAAAUCGGUUGUGCCCAUAUCUUUAUAAUCCAUAUCUUUAUCUUGAUGAGGCAGCAUGGCUGAGUCAGGCCAACUUGUCAGUCUCUGGCCUCUUGCUGGAUUAGUUCUCAGUUAUCCCGAGUUCAAAUCCUUAGCCACACUUGUAAAAUAGCCAACUGGUUCGCCUCUAUUAUUGUCUAUUGUACAGUUUCCACUACAACAGCCGUUUUUAGUGUAAUCACGUGUAGCAGACUACUUUUCUUGACUCAACUGAUGGACACCUUGUACAGUACCUGCCCUCAUUUUGUUCAACUGUAAGUUGCAAAAGGCCUGUUUCAGCACACAUGCAGUGUACCUAUAUAGUUUAUACAAUGAAACCAUCCUUUACCAGGCAGACUCCCAUUAAGCCAACAAACAUAGGGAGUACCCCCACUGGGCUUGUGAGCCCAAACUGCAAACACACAUGUACCCCCAGGGGCCUUCGUGGUGGAAAUACAUGUACGGCUCUUGCAAGCUAACUGUGUCCAUAUCUUCGUUAAGGAACAACUGACUCGACUGAUGGACACCCUGUACAGCACCUGCCCUCAUUUUGUUCGCUGCAUCGUUCCCAAUGAACACAAGAAGGCUGGCGUGAUUGAAUCAAGCCUUGUCUUGCACCAGCUCAGGUGUAAUGGUGUGCUGGAGGGUAUUCGUAUCUGCCGAAAGGGUUUUCCCAACAGAAUUCCCUUCCAAGAAUUCCGACAAAGGUAAGCAGUGAAAAACUCUCCCGAAGUGUAGGAUGGUCGAGAAUUAGAAUUGCCACUUCUAUGACUUAGAAUGAAGUUCCACAGGAAUUUUUUUUUUCGCUCUCCAGAUUGUUACUGGUUUUAUUUGGUGCCAGUGGAGACUUUGUAGAGUUUUGGGUGUUUCUUGUUGUUGCGGAAACUGUUGCUUCGCCUUUGUUUUUUGUUUUUUUGGGGGGUAUCGUUCAGUGUCUUUUGAAUCCCUUGUACUUCGUCAUUUGGUGAUUUUACCCGUCUGCAACAUCAGGAAAUUGCCGACAAUUUUAAAUCAGUGAAAAACAAAGGAAUUCUCGCACAUUUGUACAUGGACACGCGUAUUUUCAAAACGCGUAUAAUUAUGUAUACUGUAUGUUGUAACUGGACAACUAAAAUCUCGUGAAUUGAAAUGCCUCUUUUUUUUUUGCCUGUUUUUUUUCAGAUACCAGAUUUUGGCACCAACUGCCGUUGCUGGUGGAUUUGUUGAUGGCAAAAAAGCUUCUGAAAUGCUCCUGGAUGCCAUGCAGCUCGAGAAAGCUUCCUACAGAGUUGGAACUAGUAAGGUAAAUAGGGAUAUCCGAUAAUAUUUAGCAGCGAGACUCUCAAGUAACUAUGUUGUUCAAAAGUAAUGAUCCCUAGUAGCUGAAAGAGGGAAAAAAGUUGAUAAAAAUGAUAAGUAAAACUUUUAUUUUCACUUUCUCCAACUUCUGCCAAACAGGUAUUUUUCAGAGCUGGUGUCCUUGGAGAACUGGAAGACAUGCGAGAUGAAAGGUUGGCGAAGAUCAUCUCAAUGUUCCAAGCUUACUGUAAAGGCUACUUAAUGCGCAAGGAGUACCGCAAAAUGUGUGAUCAGAGGUAAGAGCAAGUCCAAUCGUAGUCUUUUAAAGAAAACCGCUCAAACGAUAUUAAGUUGUCACCCUUUCGCGAAAGGGAAUCGAAAAAACGCGAUUUUUGUAGCGCGGUUCGCGACUCUCGUGUACACGUAUACGAAAGGAGCUGCGAAAUUCUUGCACAAUCACUAGAACUUAUGUAUCAUUUCAUAUUUUUAGGCCAAUUAGGUAUUUAUUGGUUGUUGUUAGGCUAAUUUGGUGGGCGGUGUCUUGUAUUGAUUUAAUAACACCCCUCCUCCUACCCCUACACAAGAUAGUCCCUCUUGCACUAGACGAACACAAAAGGCUAAAAUAUAAUGAAUUGAUAUCCCUCUUCUAUCUGCAGAAUUGGAAUCGCCGUCAUCCAGCGUAACGUGAGAAAGUAUCUGUUCUUGAGAAACUGGUCUUGGUGGAGACUCUACACAAAGGUACAAGAAAACACACUCAUUAAAAAAUACCCAACCUUACACUUUCAUAACUUCUUGUGCUACAAUCAAUCGAAUAAAGUUUGAUUCACGGUCAAGCCUGAUUUUUUGCAUGUUCUUUUUCACAAACUGCUUAGGUUGUUCAUUCUACUUCGAAGAUCAUGUUCACUUUCUUAUCAAAUCUUAUUCGUCAUAAAAUUUGAGACGUCAUUAACAAAAAUAUCCUGCUUGAAAUAGAAUGUUGUCAAAUCCUGCUUCUUUGCUUGGUUGCUCUUGCAUACCAGGCUGUUUCAGCUUCCUCUUUCUUGAAGUCUUUACCUGUUUUCAGCUGUCCUCGAUUUUCUCUUAUUCCUCUCUGAAUAUUUUUGUUACCCCAGGUCAAACCUCUACUCAACAUCGCUCGUGCUGACGAGGAAAUGAGGGAAAAGGCAGAAGAGGUAAUGUAUUCUUUUUAGCUGAACGAGUGGAAACUAAGGAAACGUUAAGUUUUCUCAGUAAUAAGAAUUGCAAAUACGUCGUAAAUAUGCAUAAAACUCCCUACUCUUUUGCUUUCGUAAGUGUCGAAGUCAAAGUGACACAGUAUAUCUGAGUGAAAAUACUGAAAAACACAAGUACUGUUGUACCUGGCGAAAGUAAGAUCGGAUAGGUUUCAAAUCGCAGGAUUUCUUCCACUGAAUUAAAAGUAGUAACCUGCAUUGACACCGGAAGUGAGAAAGUUCAGAAGUGAAACUUGUCUGAUGCGAAUCCAGUGACGGACGAGCUCAAGGUACAAGGUUUUUUUCCAAUGAGAGUUGAAAUUACUCAGUUUCCUAAUGGAUUCCAUCUUAAAGUAAGCAUACCGCACGCGACAAAGUCGUCAUCACCUUCCACGUUUUCGUAUCCUUCAUGCGAUGUUUCAGUUAUUUCACACCGCAACAGGUCCUCUAACACACAGUCCGACGUACUUAACUGGUCCUUUUGUCUGUCCAAAAUCGGUCUCAAAAUUUACUUCGUAACCGUUUCUAGUCAGAUGAUAUGCAAUGUCAAAAUGCCAUUAGAAUCAACGGUGACAGAUACUGUCAGGUCUUGUUUCUGAAUAAACCGAAAGCAAAACUAAAUACAAACAAAUUUUAUUUCCGAGGGUAUUUAAUAAAAUAACAAGGAUAUCGCUUAACGCUCCUCUGGGUUACCUUAUCACUCAACAGUUCUAUUAAGUGCAUGUACUGAAGAGGAAUUUUAAUCCCUUUUUAAAAUCUGUGCUCGUAACCAACUACUCAAGAGCUAAAAGUACGUCAAAAACCUUAAAGGCGAAGUUAAGACAGGUUAUUUUUUUCAGUUUUCCGAAAUUGGAAAGUUAGCCGGAUUUCGUGACAUCGUGUUUAAAUCAGCGAAAGAGCCAGGCUUAUCUGAUCGUUUUGGUAUAUUAUUUCUUCUGUUAUUUAGCUCAAGAAGCUACAGGAGCGAUUUGGAAAGGAAGAAGAGCUGCGUAAAGAACUGGAAGAGAAGCUCACAAAACUCAUGGAAGAAAAGAAUGAGCUGUUCCAGAAUCUCCAAAGUGUAAGGAAUAUUUAGUGUCCUUUAUUUUAUAAAUCAGGAACAUUUAAUUAACCUUGAAAAAUAGUCGCAAAGAAUGAAAACAGACACUUUUCUACAAGGCCACUUAGUCAUGUGGAUGUGCUUUGAAAUAGUUUAAGUCAGUCACUUAGUUUCCAGAAUUGGCCACAGGAAAAAAUGUCGCUAGUAAUUAAAGAGCGUGCAUUUUGACUCUUGCGUUUGCUAGUCGUUGCUAAGCGAGUUCUCUGUCAAUUUAGUCUUCAAUUUGAAAUGACAGUCACUGCCGUGAUUUUUCUGCGUCGCUCUCAUGUCCCCAGUUGAUAAGGCUCGCAUUUUAUGCAUUGCCAGACAUCAAAUAACCUUAAUUUCUUUUCAGAAUACCAAACAACCACCCAGGGAGUCAGAUUAGAACAAAGCGGGCUUUUUUUGCUAUAAGUGAGGAUUCUUUGAUUUCGGGUGGAUAUCCUAUCCUAUACUGCUGUUGUCUUUAAAUUCUCGGACCUGAGUGAUAAAAGGAAGUUUAUAGAGACCUGAGUUAGGGGAAAUACGCAUAGCCUGCAGCAGGCGCCGUUUACUUUUUAAGGACGAAGGGACAAAUUUUCGGGAGCGCGCAUGCUCCCUUCUCCACUUAGCUUGUUCCCCUCGCGCGCCGCGCCUGCCACGCAGGCUAAAUGAACAUUCGAAAUUUGUGUGUCACAGGAGCAAGACGCUUGUGCUGAUGCUGAAGACAGAGCAGCUCAGUUUCAGAAAGAAAAGGACAAACUUGAGGAACAAGUUAAGGUAAGGCGAGAAAAUAAAUAGAUAAAUAAAUAUACAAUUGUUUAAUUUUGAAGCCACAAAGCAUAAUAUUUCCUGUAAACAAAAUAAAGACACUAUUGCCGAUAUGGAAUACCAGCACAGAUCUUAUCAAGAAGUGCUUUUUGACGUCUACUUUUAAAUAGCAGCUUACUUAAAAUAUCAGGUUCUAAAGGUGAUUUUCAAGGGCAAGACUCCAAAUUAGACAGGAUUUAAACUGUAGUGUUGAUCUGGAGAUCUGUUCCUUAUACCGUAACUCAAUUUUCGGUUGUAAGGGAAUAACAGGCCGUUUUAGAAGUUGAUCACUUUACGUUAGACUUUUCAUGGGACGAACCAAACUCUUUAAUUUGGGUCGACCUAUAUAUAAAGUUAAAAUCGUCUGUUGGGUCAGACAUCAAACUUAAGACGCGUCGAACCAAUCAACAGAAUAAGACCAAAAAUCACUUUAAGCCGAACUAAGCUUAGUAUGUUGUUUAGUUUAGUUCGUCGCAUGUUAAGACUCGACCUUUGUCGCGGAGACAAUCUUCAGACGUUCCAUCCGUCUGAAGCAUAGAACGUGUUGGACGAUCCAAACUCAUUUAGACCAACUUAACUGAGCCAGACGUCGAACUUUUUAUGAAAUUAACUCACUAACUUUGGUUCGUCUCAUGAAAAGUUCGACUUUUGGUGUAGGCCUUAGGUUACGUUCACACUGGACGAAUUUUCGACUGGUUGAAAAUUCGUGCGUGUCUUUGCUGCGUUCCCACGGAACCACGUUAACCGUUAAAAAAUUCAGACGCCUAGCCUUUCAAAAACUAUGACUAUAACGCCAUUAUCGAGGUCAAAUGUUUAGCUGGUACAGCCAUUUUUGACCGGCGCGGUGUGAACGCCUUAACUAUCUAAGAAUGGCUGCGAUGAGUAGUGCCGAAUCUAACCUCAAAGAACUGUAGCAGUCUCUAUUGUUUAAGCUCAUAAGCUUUGGAUCUGAGACACGUUAAUUUCGACGUCUGAGAGCAACUUUUAGCUUAAGCCUUUUCAUGAAAUUUUCCAUAAGCCCUUGGUGUCUUCGCCUGAAAAUUGCUUAUGCCUACCAAAUGGGCCUUGCUAUUUGAGAGCAUUUUAAUCCAUUUUUCAGGGUUGAGCAUUAAAGUGCUUUGCUUUUUUUUACAGGAUCUCUCCGAACAGCUUGACGAUGAAGAAGAAAACAGCGCUGAAAUGGCAGAGACGAAGAAAAAAAUGGAAGGGGAAAUUGAUGAUCUCAAACAAGACGUGGAAGACCUAGAAUCCGCUCUUAAAAAGGUGUGACAGCUUGGUUAUCAACUGGUUAAACUCUAAUCAGUUUUGGACUGGGAGUGAUGUUGGAGUCAAUUCGAAAGUGCUCAUGUAGUUAACCUGCGAAAACAGCCCUCUCUCUCCUCGCCACUCACCGCCACCGGUAAGGAGCGAGAAGAGAGGGCUGUUUUCGCAGGCUAUCAUGUAGUGGGUCAGCUGGAGGACUCAUUGUUUAACCUGCGACUCAUUUCCAGUAAUUUCAGUUUCCAGAGCGCUCUCUGUAUUGUUCGUUCUACCUUCUCGCGAAAUUAAGGGGGUAAAACUCGACUCUGGCAUGAACGAAAACGCAUCCAUGGGAGUAAUAGACUCCGCCCUCUUUUCCUCCUUGUCCCACCCCAACCAAAAUGGCGGCCAUUGCUUGAUUUCUAUGUGAUUCGUUUUCAGGCUGAAUCAGAUAUCGCAGCAAAAGAGAAAAACGCCGAACAGCUUCAAGAUGAGCUGGCCGCUCAAGAUGAAUCAAUAUCUAAAUUAUCAAAGGAAAAGAAAAAUCUUGAAGAGGCAAAACAGGUUAGUAAUCCAGAGAACAUCGGCCAAACUGGAGAAAGCGAGCGUGAAAGUGAGGUAUGCGAGGGCCCAAAAAUUUUCCUUAGCUCCCUCCCAAUUUUUCUCGAGUGAAAUAUUCAGUAAGAACCCUUCUUUGUUCAAUGCAGUGUACAAGAAAAAGAUUGCUUGUUUAGCCUUAGUCAUGCGAGAGCGGGACACGAAAAGGAGACGCUUUCUCUUGUUGUCCACUUCGCUUGCCACUCGAAAUGGAGAGUUUGCUAGCAGGCUUAUCUUCUCACCUCUUGAUUUGAUAAAUUGCCAACCUUACACUGACCUUUGUCGUUUACUUUAAACGUGAUUCUAUAAAUCUGAAGUGUUUUAUUUAUUUUUCUCCUCUUAUUGAAGCUCGCUUCGCUCGCUUUUAAGAACUAAUGCGCGGUCGACUUGUUGCAAGUCUAGCUAGAUAAGAGAGGGAAUCAAUACUUGUUUUUUCAGGAACUUGAAGACCAGCUUCAAGAAGAGGAAAACAAAGUGAAUCACCUAAAUAAAUUAAAGGGGAAACUGGAAGGAGAGAUCGAUGAGGUAGGUGAAAGGAAUUUAGUUGUUAAGAAGCGAAGGCGUGGUAGUGCGGUAAUAUGCAUUGCAACAUGCCAGAUUCCAGAUCUAGAUCGGGCUCGAACUUUUAUCCUGUGGUCAUUUCCGUAGACAAGAUGAUUUGUUUCUCAUUGUCUCUCUUAACUCAGGUUUAUACAAUGGUAACCGGAUGUAUCAUGUCCGGGAUGAUCCUGUUAUGGACUAUCUCCAGGGCAUAGUAACAACACCCUUUAUGCCACGGGGCUGAAUUAACCCCAGGUCUUUAAAGAGUUAAAGCAAAGACGGUGGUGGUGGAACGUCUCUUUAAAAGUGAAUUCACGCUGUUUCAAAAUUCAUCGCUCUUAUUCCAUGCCGUUCAAUUGUAAAAAUGGUGGAUUCUUGAAUUGGAAAGGACUAUAGCUUAGGGCCUGUUUACAUAGAGGUGGGUGACCAGGUGAGGCAACCCUUUCAGGUAGGGUAAAAAAACAACCCGCGUUUACAUGCAAUCUCAAAACCCCGCCAUCCCGGGGUGCACUUUCUCAAGACAGGAAUGGUCGCUAAGCAUGUAAACAAAAAAAGAUGGUGGGCAAACGACGUGUUUUGGCGAUUAAUGCUCUUCUAGUCUCACUUACUGCUCUUGAUGCAACCUAUCAGUGCUGUGGCUGAUAUCAAAGCCUCCACCAAAAGCAGUUGGAACGAAUUUGAUUUAACACGAAUCCGAACCCGGCCGGCUGAGCCGAGCAACCCGCCUCGGCGGGUCACCCUACUUAGCCCAGCUAUCAUAUAAGCGUGAUCAAAUUAAAAUGAGAGGUCUUAUGGACAGGCGGGUUACCGGUCCCCCAUCUCCAUGACAAUAGGCCCUUUAAAACUAUUGCUUUUUUGCCGUUCUCGUUGCCAUCGUCGUUGCCGGUACUUAAGCGUUAAGUUCCCUAUUUUUGCCACCUGGGAAACUUCACAAAACUCAUGACUUCUUAUGGUGGGUCGUAUCUGGCGUUAGCUGUGUUACAUUGUAUUUUAUGAAACUAGCCCGUGGAGACGGAAAGAAGAGUGGCAACAAGGUUGAACUUACCUGACUUCACCUUAAUGUUCGUGAUAGAACCACCUUAAAAUACUGGCAUAGUAACAACAAGUUUAGCUAUAGUAGUUCCCAACAUUUAGACGGUAGGGAUUUUGCGAGCGGAGCGAAAGAAAAAGCAAGAAAAAGGCUACCCGUAGCACGCGAUUCUGUCGGCGAUUUAGUUUUUAGUGACUUGUACGAAAAGGUAGCGUGACUACAAGAAAUGCUUGUUGUGUGUUGCAUUGCAGAUAGCAGACAAUUUGGAAAGAGAGAAGAAAUCCCGUGCAGAUGUCGAAAAAGUUAAAAGGAAACUCGAAGGAGACCUUAAGGUGAGUAACUUUUAAACUCCUAAUUAAGAGCGCCAUAAUUAGAAUUCAAGGGAGUUCUUAGUUAUAAAUAUUGACCAAGUGAAGCCUUGACCACUUUACGGCGAGAUCAUCAUUUAGUCAAUCCGGCUGACUUUGGAAUCUGUGGGCAAAAUCCUAUGGUGGGAAAGCGGUCGUCAUGCUGUCAUGACACAAAGUCGUUUCGAUACGACCUCAAGCACUGAAAUUACGCAAGAAAUUUCGAUCACUUCAAUUUUAGUUUGUGCGUAGUGAACAGAGAGAAAACAUUUGGGGUGACGAUUCAUCGUUCUGUAAGCCAACUAUUUACUCCUACAGUAGUGAUUAAACUUGUAUCCAAACGACCGGUAACCCAUAGUGUCACCGCUGAAAUGAAACAUCUGUAGCCGAACUUUUACAUAGUAAUAUUUAUUUCUUAGGAUGUACAUAAAGAAAUCUGAUUUUUUUGGUGAAUUUUUUAUUUGGCCAUUGUUAGGGGUGAAAGUGUAAGGUUCAAUUAGUAAAUGUAUGCAAGUCAACUUCAAACCAAGGGUGACGUAAAUUGGAAGAGUUACUAAUCGUAUAAAUAUAAUAAAUAUACUGACUCUAUUUUUCAUUAUUUUUGUGUAUUAGAUGACCCAAGACAACCUGGAAGAUGUGAAGGGUGAAAAAUCGCGCCUUGAGGACGAUUUGCGCAAGUAAAUGUCUCGAUUUUCCCAGUGUCUUUUGUCUGAAAAACUUCUAAAGGUUUUAUAAAUUAAACUUACCAUUGUGUCUGAUUAUGCCCGCAGGAAAGAGCAAGAACUCAAUGAAAGCAAUGGCAACAACGAGAAUCUUCAAGCGCAGAUCGAUUCUCUUAAAAAGAAGAUCAGAGAAUUAGAAGUAUGUUUCUCGCCCCCCCCGGGGGGGGGUACUCGAUAUAUCCCUGGAUGGGGAGGUGCGGCGCGGCCCCUCAUACCCUGACCCUGUUUAAGACAAAUAUCGCUGAUUUUCCUACCCUGUUUAAGACAGAAUUCCGAUUUUUGAUACCCUGUUUAAGACAUUUAUCCUGUUUAAGACAAAAAUUGAUAAAUCGAUACCCUGAUUAAGACAAAAAAUGAUAAAUUCGAUACCCUGUCUAAGACAAAAAUCCCGAAAAACAUACCCUGGCUGGCCGCACGUCCCCAUUAAGCCCUUAUAAGGGAGUACCCCCCCCCCCGGGGGUUUCUCGGCCCCUUUUCUUCCAGUCUGUAUCUUGUAUGCCCAUGGCAGCGUAUAGCCGUCGCAUUUGCCCGUUGCAAUUUUUUAUUAUAUUGAUUGCCAUUAAGGGUAUACACCCUAAUUAAGCGGGUGCUUAAUUUCAGAGUACGUUCAUCAAGUAAAUCUGAUUUGAAGAGAACCUCACGCUUUAAUGAGUCAUUACUCAUGACUUUGGGACAAUACUAGAUAGAAAAUUUCAGUUAAUCCUCUAAGUCCCAAUAGUCACCAAUGUCAAUUUCUCCUAACGAUAUCCAUACACUGUCAAGAGAUUAGGAUAUGAGAAUUAAUAAAACGAUCACUAAAGAAAAAAUGCCUUGGGCCCGGUUCCUUGAAAGAUGGUUAAGUUUAACCCAGGAUUAAACCACAUUUCAAGCAUGGUUUUCUAGUCUAAGAACAUGCAACUCAAGGUUACAAAAUUCUGGUGAGCCUUUACCACGAGAUACAGGAAUGAUAACACAAAAUGUUACCCUAAGCGAUGCAGAAGACUGUAAAAUACAAAAACGGAACAAAAUUGAAAUCCUGGGUUCACGUUAAUCGGCCUUUUAGGAACCGGGCCUUGAUCAUUUAUCAAAUUCUCUCAACACAAUCUUUAAGAAAAUGUAUGGAGAUCAGUUUGGAGAAUUUGUAUGUGGAUAUUGGAUAUUAAAGGGUUAAAGUUUUAGUUACAAUUCUUAUGCGAGUGCACUCCUGGCUCCGCCGGUUCAAACACCGAAUAGCGCUCUCCAUCGGAUAAAUUACUAUUCAGCGGAUAAAUAUUAGGGAAACCAAUUGCACUAUCCACUGGAUAGAGAUUUAUCCUUUGGAUAGCGUUAUCCAUCUUUCGAACAACUAGGCCCAGUUCAUUAGGCAAUGAAACCUUCUAAAAAGCGUUAACCAACUGAAUAUGUUGUUUGUGCUCGUCACGUUGUGGCCUUGUUAAUUGGGUUUGACAGUCUUCUAUUUUCGGUUAAGUCCUUUGCGAGAUUUUCUUUGUGAGGUUUUUUUUUCUGGCUGAAUUUUAAUGAAUCAUUAACUAAACAGUUAAAAAACCCUCUUACAUGCAGUUAUGUAGUUAUGCAUUCUUUCAAAGUCACGAGGUGGUAAUUCUGUCGCUGUUCCGAGCGAAUGAAUAGGCGCGGUGUUUAGUGCACUUCUGCGCUGAAAUUUAGCGUUUUGUUCGGUUAUCUUCUUUUGAAUUUAACCGCUUUAAAACAUGUGGGAAGCAGAAUGUGACAAGUACAAAUUCUUUGACUCUCCGGUCAAGGAAUCGGCUGAAUUGGCUGUAAGUAGAUCGAUCUUCUAUGUCGCGUGUAAGAUAAGGAGAUUUAAGACAUUCCAGGCAAUUUGCACCACUCUGUAAAUGUGCCCCUGUGUUUAUAGUCAGCACAAGCCUGAGUUUAAAGAUGCCAAGGCAAAACUAUUCGCAGUUACCAGAAGGACAGUGAAUUCUACAGUGCACGCUCAUAGUAUUUGGUCGGAAUAGCCAAUUGUAUUAUGUUUGACGUAAAGUGUUAUGACCUCAGCAGCCUGUUAACAAGGUUUGAGUGUUUCAAAAACAGUUGUAUUCGUUUAACUGACAUCUGUAUCUCUCUCUUCAUUUUUAUAGGCCAAAGUCGAGGAACUCGAGGAAGAACUUGAAGCUGAGAAAAAUGCGCGAGCCAAGGUGCGAGGCAAUUUUUUUAAUAGUUAAUUGCCAGAUGUUGUAAUAUUUUGCUAUGAGUAUGUGCCUACAUGUCUGGAUGUAGGCCGACAACACAAACUGCUUACCGACUGAACAACUGAUUUGAAUUUGAAUAACAUUUUUCUCGCUUUUGCAAACACCGGAUUACGCAAUUACGACCUUACGCUAAUUUAAAUAAUUCUGGGAAUUCUGCGUUCAUUUAGCGUUACUAUAGACAUCUUUGACCAUAGAUUAAAACUUUCCAUCGCAGAGUCCUUUUAAAAAUGCGCCUUUUGUUUUCUCCUUUUGCGCCUUUCUUAAUGCGCCUUUUGUUAAGCAACUUAAAAUGUAGUGGCAUCUUUAAUUGUGAUCUGGACAAAGUUGUUAUUUGUUUCACUCCCACUAAACGAAGUCAAGGAGAGAUUAACGUCACUUGAGCGUUUUUAAAAUUUUGUUGGUAAAAUCCUAUGGUGUUAAACUGGCUUCGUUACCUAUAAAUAGUACUAUUUAUUUCUCAGAAUUUUACCCCACAAAAUGCGAAUUUUCCGUGCACUUUUCUUCGGCCACCAUAAGAAGUGAAGGGUUCAUGAGAAGGGAACUUUUGUACUAAUGCACUCCAAUAAAUUAUGGACGCACGACGGGUUUUUCUAACGGGCGUUUAAUUGUAAGCACUGAGAAACAUUCCAAUAAAACCUCUUCAUCAGUAUUUCCAAUGGUACGAUAUGACUUUUUGCAAUUUCAAAAGAGAUGGUUAAAUGAAAUUUAUCGAACUCUAGUGUGAUCUAACGUAACUAAGUCGCGUGUCGGUGUUUGUGGGGGCUUCAUCUUUGUUUCCAAUUAACCCUUUAUGAGUUUUCAUGUAGUACCGGAAGUAUCUUAUAUUUCUCAAAGAACGUGUUCACAUGCUGGUAUUAAAUGUUGACUCUUUUAAAUCCUUUUCACUGUCAGAGUGAAUGAUGAAGUCUUGUAAAGCGAUCCUAACUUUUGAGUCUGAGGACGAAAUUCUGUGAUGUGACCAUUCAAAUGAAAUCUGAGCGGCAUUUCUGUAACGUGGUGCUAUUUGUGUUUCAGCAUUUUACAUGAUGAAAUUUGGCAAUUUUGCCUAAAUUUGCCUUUCGCCAAAAGGGGUUGAAAAUUCGUACGAUUGGGUUUGAUUUUUAUUAUCACUUUGCUGACUUUACCCUCUGGAUCCAAAAACCCGAAUGCUUGUAACAACCUUGUCACGCAUAAAUUAUCUCCAAUACAAUUUUUUGAUGAUAUAAUUCAUUGCGUAGUUGAGUUCAAUGUAUCAGUUGGGAUGCUAAUGCUAACCACAAUAUAAUUCAAGUCAAUCAUUGUACGAAUCGUUUGUAAAAUAACUGAAAUUUUUCAUAAUAUACGAAUAUUGAAAGAUUUUCAUACUUACUCCCCAGGAUACCCAGGCUAUCAGUUGCUCAGUUUAAUUUGCUAAGUUUUCAAUCUGUUCUGAAACAGGCCGAGCGCGCUCGAAUGGAGCUUGAGAGGGAGUUGGACGACUUAAAUGAACGCUUGGAAGAACAAGGCGGCGCCACCCAAGCUCAGGUAAAAAAGUGGCUUUAUGGGGGUAGUCUGCGUGGUAAGAGAAAUGAAGGGGAAGGGGGAGGGUUUCCUUUAAUCGGAAACGCUUGCUACACAGACUAUUAUGGAGGUAGCACGAUAACUGGUGACUCCGUCGCGGGCAAAGUAGAAACAUUAACCAGGAUCGAACAUUAAUAGGAUGAACCCAAAGCUGAUUAAAAAAUUGCCUUUAGGAGCAGAGUCCUACGUAAAAAUUACAUGGAAGGGCUUUUUCACACAGUCCCAAGUUCUUUUGUAUUCUAUUGUAGUUAUUAGGCUGAUUGAUUAAUUUAUCAUCCAUCAUUCUAACGUUUAUCCUUAUCAGCUAUGCUUCGGCUUAUAUCUUGGCACGUUAUUUUUUUGCUGUUCUCAGAUGGAACUCAACAAGAAACGCGAAACUGACAUCACAAAACUCCGACGAGAACUCGAAGAACAGGCCUCCCAACACGAACAGUCCGUCAACAGCAUGCGAGCGAAACAAAAUGCGGCCUUACAAGAACUUCAGGAGGAUUUAGAUGCUUUGAAGAAAACGAAAUCGAAGUGAGUGUUUCGUGUUACCGCGGAGAUGACAAGAAAGGCUCUAACCUUUUUCACGGUGACUUUCCUAUUUUCGCGACCAACAGGUCAUUUAAUUCUGUUUUUCAGAAUCGAGAAGGAGAAGAACGCUCUGCAGAGUGAUAAUGAUGAACUUGUGGGAAACCUAGAGACACUGGAAAAACAGAAGGUAGCGUUGCUUCUUAAAGGCGCGUGAUACUUCGCAACGAUUCGCAACGACGAUAGCAUUACAACAUUGUUGCAACAUUGUUCCAAUAUUGCAACGCUGCAUGUGUUGCACUUAAAAUCGUCCUUGCGAAUCGUCUCCUGUAAAAUCGCACCUUAAACCUAUACGAAAAAAAAAACGGUGUUAAAGCAAGGGUGUCUAAAUUUAUUAUUGUUGUUAUUAUUACUAUUAUUAUUAUUAUUUUUUCUUUUCGUCCAAAAUUUCAAUGAACCCUGCAAUAUAUUAUGAGAGGGGAGGUUACCUUCAAAUCAUAGCUUAGUGUAUUUCGACUUCUGAUGUUGCGUUAAUCGUGGACGCGGUUGUUUUCAUGUACGAUACUUUGAAAACGGAUCUCCAGAUCCAGAAUUGGGCGGGCGCUUCUCUUUUGUUGAAACACUCCUUCUCUUCUUGUUUUCAGAUCCAGUGGGACAAACAGAACCGCCAUCUCGAAGAACAGCUCUCUGAGCACAGAUACCAGGUAAAUGCACGUCACCAGUUAAGGAGAAGAAGGGAGAAACACUCGACUACAAGUUUCAACCUACACUUCUUUCGUGCUCUAGCCGGCUUCCUGUGCGCUUAUCAACAGAACAGAGGUCAAUCAAGGCUUCUUAAUUUGUUAAUUAUUAAUUGUUUGAUUCGUAGGUGGACGAUUUGAAGAAACAGGUUGGAGAUUUGUCGGUCGUUAACUCUCGUCUUGAUAAGGAGGUCGCGGAUCUUGGAUCCAAACUCGAGGAGAGUGAAUCCAAAUUUGGAAGUCUUACGAAAGCAAAGAAAGGUCAAGAUCAGACAGUCGAAGAACUAAAGAGAAACAUUGAAGAUGAGACUAGAGUAAGUGGUUGUUUCUCGUUAAAAAAAAACGUUUGCGGAAAACUCGGUUUGAAAGUGAACUGAACACGAAUCGCAGUGGAAAAUUUCCGGGAGCAACGGAAUGUAAAAUGAAGUCCUGUUUUUCUGGACGGAAUGUUCCAAGCGGUAAUCUGUUCCAUUUCUUCAAAGCUGUCUUUGAUAUCAGUUUCAGGCUUUCGCGGCCUUUUUACGGUAAAUGGAACUGACUUGUGUAAAUAAUAAAUUUACGCAAUUCCGGGACGCAGUUAAAGGGGCGCCUUCAACCUGUGUGCAUUGCGGUCGUACACCUCCCCGAAUACAGAAAUCAAGAAGGUGAUUUGUGUGCUUGAUAACAGGAUUGUAUCUAUGUUUCUUUUAAGAAGAGUAUCACAGCCUGCUAUUGCCUUAGGUUGUGAAGAUACAGUCCGAUUUUCAAACACAAUCAGAACGUUCUUAAUUUCUGUAUUACAGCAAAUGAUUUCGGUGAAGUGCACGACCGCGAUGCACUCUGAUUGAAUUAAGUGCCCCUUUAAUCACUCCUGAAUUUUGCUUACCAUUUGCCCAAACUGAGAACCGAUAGGGUUUGCCGAUGUAAAUGGUAAACGGCCAGUGUUACCAAUUUGUUUUGAGAUGAGUGGUUUACUUUGACCACAAUAAACUUCGCAACGUUUGUAGCACAGUGAAGUGGUGACAGCCGUUAAUUACCGUGCGUUGUUCCUUUCGUUAGCUUAAACUCGACGCCCAGAGCAAACUGAGGAAUGCCGAAGCAGAACUCGACAACAUGCAGGAACAGAUCGAGGAGCUGGAGGACGGAAAAGCUGAUCUGCAGAAACAGCUUGCGAGAGCCAAUGCAGAGCUCUCUCAGAUGAAAGCCAAGUUUGAACAGGAAGUUUCUGGCAGGCUUGAGGAACUAGAGGACGCCAAGUAAGCACCAACAAACACUUUUCACGUCCGGAUGUUAUAAUUGUAUCGUGUGUGCGGUUGAUUCAAUUUAGACUACGAGCCGUUAGACUAUCUGCUCACAACCUUAGCCCUGUCACCCCUAGAGCUGGCCAAGCACUUUUAAAAGAACAGCUGAAGAGGUUUCAUUUGAAUGGUCACACCAUUUAUUUCGUCUACAGACUUCAAAGUUAGAACUUCACCCUAAAUAAAUGGUACCAUGUGACAAUAUUGUUGAAGAGGUUUCAUUUGAAUGGCCACACCAUAGGAUUUCAUCCACAGACUCAAAAGUUAGAACUACAUACUAAAUAAAUAGUACCAUGUGAAAGUACUGUUGAAGAGGUUUCAUUUGAAUGGUCACAGCAUAGUCACACCAUAGGAUUUCGCCCAUAGACUCAAACGUCAGAAUCACCAGUGCCAGAAGGGCGGUAAAUUACUAUUGAGGGAUCACGAUGCCAAAGGAACAUUCGGGAUCUCGUUUACUUCCUCAUUGAUGUUAUAUUUUUUUUAGCGGGGUGGGGGGCUGCUUUAUCGGCUCGUAUUCCCUCAGCAGUCAGUCACCAAACCCGACCUAGAACAGGUCCUCGCAGGUCCGGAUCAGCGAUACCUGGACGUAAAAUCGGCCGUCGUGGUGUAGAAGUCGCUAUACUGCCUCCGCAUUCGUAGCACCCUCGAGUGUUUAGUUUGGUCUCCUUUGCACUGCGAUCGUGCCCUCCCUAUAUCUCGCGAUGUCUUUAAAAAGCAACCCUCGCAGGAGGAGUCCCGUCAUAGUUGGAUUCCGAAUUUCAACUCAAAUCUUAAAAAAAAAAAAGUGUUUGUCAUGGCGAGGUCCCCGUAAAGGCGAGAGAUUUUUCAUAACAUUAUUUUUUAACGCUGAUACUUUCUUGCAGGAAAAAGCUGACUCAGAAACUGGCGGAAACCGAAGAAGCGCUCUCCACCGCCUCGCAGAAAGCUAGCAAUGCUGAGAAAGCCAAGAACAGACUUAAUUCAGAGUUGGAAGAUGCCCUUAUCGACCUGGAGAAGGUUAGUUGAGUCAGGGCAAGGGAAGUGCCAGGGGCAGCCAACGACUUUUUCUCCAUAAAAUAACUGUUCAAAGGAGCAAAUAUCGCCCAACUGAAAAUUUCUCAAUCUCGAGAAAGGUGCAAAAUUUCUGGAUAACCGUUCCAUUCGACUAAGAUAUUCGGAGUUUUAAGGUCAGCUCCAAAUUGACCACACAUGCUUCUAAAGUAUAGACAAUUUAUUUGGGACACUUCUGAUGUGUUUCAAAUCAUUUUGUGGUUGGAUGCCCCUGAAGUGCCAAACGUGAAAUCCAGGCGUUUAGGGCUAAGCCCCUAAUGGCCGAAGUCAGAAUGGUUGAAAGACAACGGUACAUGGUGGAAUGUUAGCGGACGAGAAACUCAGAGAAAGAGAAUUGUUGCUGAUUGGAACCCAGUAAGGAAAGAGUGAUGCAUUUCAACCUCAGAUACUUUAAUGACGGACGCCGGUGCGUCGUACCAAAGGCGUCAUAAUGAGAAGCUCUUCGUGGGGAAAGAGAGGCAGGUUAUACUCAGUUCUGAUGAGGUGUUAUUGAAACGUAGCUUUACAACGACUUUGUUCUAAAGAGAGAAUCCUUGAAGCCUUUAUACCAUCACAGUUUUAUUCAAUGUAAUUAAAUCCGAAAUGUCUUGGUGUUUGAAUAUCUUUGUAACAAGUUUAUUUUUUCGUUUUCUAUCGGUAGGCUCAGACAAACAGCGCCAACCUCGAGAAGAAACAAAAGAAGUUCGAUCAACAAAUCAACGAGUGGAAGAUAAGAUGUGACGAGCUGCAAACUGAGGUAGACAGUGCACAGAAGGAAGCUCGCAACUAUUCCACUGAGGUUAGUCGUAUUUUCUGUCAGUCAUUCAAGCAGUUUUUAUACAUUAUCGAAAGACGCUUUGCAAUUGGCUGAAAAAUCUCAGCUGACAUUCAUGAUCAAUCAGAAGUAGCACUAUAACCAGUCCUUUGUUAGUUUCACUGGUUUUCCCGCGCUUUGCAUCAUACCUGUAGUUGCUUUGACUUUUGAUUGGUUCAUCAGAUUAUCAGCGCCUGUUAUGAUUGGCCGAAAUAAUAGAGAGAUUUAAAUCACGUUUACGACAAACGCGAACGGCAACUGUGCCACGUGAUAAUUUUAUUAUAUAUAUAUAUAUAUAUAUGUAAAAAUUAAGUAGUUUUAUGUAGGGUUGAUGGUAUAAGAAUUACUAUGCACAGGUUUUAUCUGCUUAUUUCUUCAAACAAAAUUAAAGGAUUUGUCAAGUGAAAUCUGUUAAAUCUAUCCGUUUGCCGUAGACUUGACUCUUGAACUCUCUAAUAGCCUGUUUUUGAUUUACGACACUCCAUUUAAGCCAUUCUUACCAACACUAGCAAAUUGUUGUUUUCAUUUUCUUUUCACACAGUUCUGGGAGCGUUAGAAACACUCUAUGCUCUAGCAGUGCCUGGUGGCCUGUGGCACCUAACUUUUGCUCUCAGACGACUAGAAAAUCUUAGUUUUAUCAUACAAAUCAUAUGCUGGGCACCCUAGAUUUUAUAGGAUCAGAGUACUGGGCUCCCUUUAACUUUCCUUAGAGCACAGCCUUGUGACUGAGGUCUUAAAGCUGAUGUCAGGUUUUGUUUGGUUAUAGAUGUACAAACUGAAGGGUCUGAAUGAAGAGAUGAGUGAGCAGAUUGAAGCGAUGAAACGAGAAAAAAAGAGUCUCGAAGGUUUGAUAUUUGUAAAUUGAUACCUCUAAAUCAUAAUGGCCUUUGUGUAAAAGCCUACGGAAAGCUUUCUUAGCGCGACUUUGUAAAAUUGCAUGCUAAUCUUGUGUUUUGAUCUUCGUGUACCAGCCGAGGUUGCUGAGUUGGCGGAUCAGCUUGGAGAGGGCGGCAAGUCAUUUGUGGAGACUGAGAAGGCGAAAAAGAGACUGGAGAUGGAGAAAGACGAACUGCAAAGCGCAUUAGAGGUAAAGUCAUGCGUAAUACACGUGACCUUUUAUUACUUGAUUGGGGCGACAGCACGGUGUACAAUGGAACGCAGUGUUAAGGACACUUCAUUUUGUUUUACAGGAAGUAGAAGCUGCUCUUGAAGCCGAAGAAUCUAAAGUAACACGUGCGCAACUUGAACUCACUCAGUACAAACAGGAGGCUGAGAAGAGAAUGGCCGACAAAGACGAGGAAUUGGAGAACCUAAGGUAUCUCCCGUACAUUUAGCAGUCAGUUUUAACCAACUUUGUUAGAUAGCUGUCUUCCACAAGUGGAGCGAAUUCCUGGUUCUGAUUGGUUACCCGAGCGGGCAAGAAAGCAGCCUGCGUGACAGGCGCCUGUCAUAUUUGAUUAGUUUUUAUAGAGCACGCGAGGGCAGCACGCGUGCGCGCGCGCGUCAUCGAAAUUCUCCCUUUACCCUAAGCAAACCGGCGCCUCCUACGCAGACUAGCAAGAAAGGCCAAUAUCCAGCCGUAGUGACCUCAAGCGGUUUUUUCAAGAAAUUCGUUUCCUUUCUUUAUAGAAAGAACCACAAUCGUCAACUGGAGAGUUUGCAGGCUUCUCUGGAAACCGAAGUCAAAGCAAAGAGCGACUUGGUAAUUAUCAGCCGUUUUAUAUACUCUACCUUACUCUAUUCCCUCUCAGGUGAAGAAUUUUCAUCAAAUAUCUUUUACUUGCUUAGUAAUGAGCAUUAUCUUUAUCUCUGGUUUAUCAAACGAGUAGAAUAAUUUGGAUCUUGCUUUUCCUGCUUCCAGAUGCGUGCGAAGAAAAACUUAGAAGCGGCCAACAACGAGCUGGAAGUUAAUCUGGACAACGCUCUCAAGGUAACUACGUCUUUGAAUCAUUGUCUUGUUCCAUUUUUUAGUUUUCUCUUUGCAGUUUUUGUUUUUGUCUUUUUAAUCCUGAGAAUUUGUUUUAACCCUUUAAGCUCUAAGCUCAACAUACAAUUUCUCAACACUGGCUGCCAUACAUUUCUUGAAAAAAUGGUUAAGAGAAUUAGUUAAAAGAUCAAGGCAUAUUUUCUUCAGUGAUUUUUUUAUUAUUUCUCAUUACCUUUCUACUUGAUUAUAUACUGAUUAUUUACUGAUUAUUAUUUGGAGAAAAUUAAUGUUGGUCACUUUAAGCCCCGUGCAAACGGGCGCAACAACUCUCAACAAUGUUGCGUCCGUUUGCACGGGGCUAAAAGUUUGACCGGUUUCAAACUUUGCGCAACAACACGCAACAAAAUCCAACAACAUGCAACAGGGUGUGCAAACGGACGCAACAUGUAACAUCCAACAAUGUUGGGAGUUGUUGGUCAACAAUGUUGCGUCCGUUUGCACGCAGCCUUAGGGACUGAAAGAGUUAAUGCGUUAUUUUUGUUUUUGUCGUUAAUCAGGCCAACGGAGAGUUCCAGAAGAACGUAAAGAAGCUGCAACAACAAGUGAAGGUGAGUUACCCGCAGAUCAGCACGGCUGAUAAUGUUCUACAACUGUUACAGCAUUUUCUAAGUGUUUAGCUAAGGUGAAGUACAAAUCUGUGGCAAAGUUUCAGUGGAGGUUAAAAUUGGUCAUAACGAAAACUCCAGGACUGAUGAUUCUCAUAAUUCCAUUUUCAAUCCUUGGUCUUUUUCACCCUAGAGUAUACUUCUUAAAUUGUACGUUAUAACAACAACUGCAACAACGUGCUCAUUAUGUCAUCUUUAUUUAGGAUCUGCAAUUAAUGUUGGAAGAAGAACAGCGUGGCCGAGAUGAAGCCCGAGAAGCCGCGUCCAAAGCUGAGCGACGCGUUGGUGAAAUCAACUCUGAGCUGGAAGAUUUGCGUGGCCAAUUAGAGCAGGUAUAAUGGUCUUAUCUUCCACUGGUGGUACUUGCUUCCCUCUCCGCUAAUAUUGUAGAUAAGAGGUUUCUUUAAACUCUUUCUAUGAGGCCUAGUUUAAACGUCCAUUUUUUUCCAUAUACCGAACCUAAUCCCUAUAAAAAGGUACAUGGAAAACAUCGACAUGUGAAUCAAUUAACUCCGACAUAGCUAAUUUUGGUCGACUCAUGAAUAAGUUCGAGUGCCCCACAUGGGAAUUUCGACUGUGGAGCGUUUCAAACGUCGAUAUUUUCACGUGCUGAACCUAAUGCAUAAAUUACUAUAAUCUAUUUUCACUGGUAAGCAUUUUAGACCAUUGUACAUCGUGAAAUAUACGUCUUAAUCAACCGUCGAAUUUGUUUCAUUUGGGUAGACCCCAGAUAGUUAUUUAGUUCGGCACAUGAAACGUUCGGCCUCGACGUUUAAACAGGGCCCCAUAAGAUUAGAUAGCCGGAAUUAAAGGUAAUGUAGAUUUCAUGCGUUAAAUCAUUCAUGAAAAAAAUGUGUCCCGUGAUCGUACUGCCGAGGACCUUGCCUUUGAAUGGUCAAGAUAAUGAAGAUUUCAUCCAGCCCGAUUAAAACGUUUAAUUUGCUCAGCAUGUCCCCUAGUUGAUUCUGGAAAAAGCGCGUUAAAAGUAUGCUUGCUAAACAUGAGGCGUUUUUGUUUUUUGAAAGGCCGAGCGUCUCCGUCGGCAAGCCGAACAGGAGCGUCAAGAGGCGGUCGAAAACUUGUCGGCGGCUCAAAACCAAGCGAAUACUCUUUCUCAAGUCAAACGCAAGCUGGAGGGAACCAUCGCCCACAUGCAAGAAGAAGCAGAAGACCUGGAAAAUGAAGCCAAGAACGCUGAUGACAGAGCCAAGAAGGCUGCUAUAGAGGUUAGAGCCUUUUAAAUUUCCAGAAAAAAUUAAACGAUGUAACCCGAAAAACAGAGCCAAAAACAUGUGUGGUUAUACUUUAUUCGCAGAACUACUCGGCCGGGAUACGUGGCAGUUACCACGAAUCUUUAGAUUAUUUUGACAACCCCAAAAAAUCCCUACUAAAAUAACGCCAUCUGAAAAAAAUACUUGCCAAAUAUUCCUACCCAAAAAGUAUUUGGGAAUCAAAAUUUUCAAACCCAAAAAUAUCCUUUGACCAUCGCCGUCACUUGAGUAGGAGUACCCCCCGGUAUGUUUUCUGUAUAUUUUUAAUGGACUAAAAGCCCAACAAUUUUUUAUUUUCCAGCUGGCCCGUGUACAACAAGAACUGUCACAGACCUUGGAUCGUUUGUCCAAUUCAGAGAGAGGACGCCAAUCAGCCGAGCGCCAAUGUAAAGAUCUAGAAGUAAAACUUGAAGAACUCGAGGCUCAAGGCGGCAAAGCUCUAAAGAAUCAAAUCAAGAAAUUAGAACAAAGGGUAAGCAUUUGAAAACAAAAACUUAGGUUCUGGUAACAGCGUGCAAAUAAAGUACUGUCCGAUAGCCCGGGGCUAGUGAAUUUUGCUAUCAGGCUAGUGAAUUCUGUUUUUAACUUGCCCGACGGGCAAGUGAUGUUUUAUGAGGAAUUUGAAUAACAGAAAAGCAAAAAGUUUUUGGGGCUAGUUGAAAUGACGUCUGGACUAGUAAAUGCUAGCUUCAGCUUGCUCGAAUGGCAAGCUGUAAAAAUGAUUUUCUUCGCACCCUGCGGUAAUAUAUUAUCACAGUCAACUCUGUCUAUGACAGAUACAAUUGAGCCAGAGCCGACUAGCACUGCGUUUACGUCUGAGAGAGUAGUCCACCAUCUAGGGAGAUAAAAAAGGAAUGAAGAAAGGCGGGGAUGUGUAUGGACUGAAUACAUGAAAAGGAUAUUUGUAUUAUCCAGUCACGCAGUAUCGCAAUACAUAACCAAGUGUGCAAAGAUAAUUUUAGCAUUUGACCACGGGUCGGGGGGACUAUCUCAAUAAGCGGAACGCUUGACUGCAGAGAGGUAGGCCGCGGGUUCCAUUCCGAAGCUGCGGGAGCACUAGCUCAAUCGGCGGAACGCUUCGCUUGGCUGCAGAGAGGUAGACGGUCCCCAAUACGUUUUUCGGGAUGCGGGACUCGCCCGAUUUCAAGGCCGGGAUUCGAGAUUUUAAAGCCAAAUUGGGGCGAGAUUCGAGAUUGAAGAAUGCCCAAAAUAACUACUGAGAUUACGGGAUUGAGGGAAAAUUUGGGGACCCUCGAGGAAGACGGCGGGUUCAAUCCCGAGGCAGGACCACUUCUCAGGGUUUUAAAAUAACUAGAAAGUGAAGUUACUGUCUUUGCCCUGCGAACGGCUAAACCUUCACGUUGCUCGGAUGAGCACGUAACUGGUGGGCUGUCCCGUCUCCAGCUGAAGGCGUUAACGUAGUGUCCUCAAUUAGUACUUGGUGCUAAAUACAUUGACACUCAAAUAAAGUGUUUUGUUUUCACACCAGGUCAGAGAAUUGGAAGUAGACCUUGACAAUGAAACAAGACGAGCUGGAGAAAACCAGAAGAAUUCCAAGAAACAGGAGAGGCGUCUGAAGGAUGUACUCCAACAACAAGAAGAAGAUCAGAAGAACCUUCAGCACUUCAAAGACCAGAUCGACCGCCUCAACAAGAAGGUCAAGAGCACGAAGGCCAACCAGGAAGAAGCGGUAAGAUUUCGGUUCUGCUCUUACUACUUCCGCUGUGGUGUUCUUAUGCAUCGCUUUUUAUUUGCCGUUUCACUGCCAGAAUUAAUCAAGGUCAAAAAAGGACAAAAAUUUCAAGUUCUGUUUUGUAAAAUACUGGCAAAACAAAUAGUACCAUAUGAAAGUGCUAGUGCCGAGGUUUCAUUUGAGUGGUAACACCUCAGAAGUUCGUCCACAGAUUUAGCCUGUUCCAGGCUCUCAGAUUGUGGGGAUGACGCAUAAGUGAAAGACGCGCGAAAAGGGGGUGGUUCCUCCCUUUUUAUUUUCAUGAUCGCGCUUUCUCAAUUUCGCAGACCCGACUAUCUCGGAGCCUGGAACAGGCUACGACAGAUUCGAAAGCUAGAACUCCAUACUGAAUAAAUAGUACCAUGUGAACAUACUGUUAAGAGGUUUUAUUUGAAUGUUCUCACCCAAGAAAAUCCUCCACAGACUCAAAAGUUAGAAUAACCUUACAAAACUUUCCAUCACUGAUUCGCUCUGGUUGUGAAAAGGUUUAGUCUGAAGUGUCUGAAGUACCAAGCUAGGUAAUUAGCGAAAAAAAGAAUUAAAAAAAACAGCCGAAAGGGUUUUAAUUGAGUGCCGGUCUCCUGGAUAUUGCAACAUGAAAUCUCCUGGUUUCCCGUACUGGUCAGCAAAAAUCUCCCGGACAAAACUGAAUUUUAAGCCUUUAUUUUCUUUUUUUUGAUUUAGUUGGAAUCACCCCCAUAUUUAAUUUUGUAUCAUAGUUCGGUUUCUGUGGCAUUUCUUAUACGUUUCAUCACUGACAAGACCAUCUCGUCAAAAACGCGAAUUUCGACAGUUUGCACCUCAUGCAACACUUCGUAUAAUGUCCACAUAUAGUGUCGUGCCGAUGAAAGAAUUCUCAGGGAGAAGUUUAACAAUGGGCGAUUUGAGUGCAAAAGUCUCAUGUGUCUUUCUUAUGUUUUCCUUUCAGGAGAACCUAGCCGCCCAGUAUCUCGCGAAAGUGCGUAAAUUGCAGAAAGACCUGGAGGACGCUGAGGAUCGUGCAGAAACCGCUGAGAGCGCCCUGAGCAAGGCCCGCAGUCGCGCCCGUGCUGGCGGUGGAACCGCAAUCGGCAGGCAGACUUCUCGAGAGGUCUCUAGGCCUUUAAGUUCUUCUUCGCACCUUAUCUAUCGUUCUUAUCCAUCCUCGUUACAUUUACUAUCGUCUCCAUCAUCAAACAGACUCAACAGACUGACCGACAAAUACUCGAGUUUUUAUUAA
Molecule: messenger RNA, 35184 nt
Organism: Porites lobata
Lineage: Eukaryota; Metazoa; Cnidaria; Anthozoa; Scleractinia; Poritidae
Source: the annotation of a GenBank genome assembly